Molecule: messenger RNA, 925 nt
Organism: Pundamilia nyererei
Lineage: Eukaryota; Metazoa; Chordata; Actinopteri; Cichliformes; Cichlidae
Gene: rnasekb
Product: ribonuclease, RNase K b
Exons: 3
Coding region: 146-451 (101 amino acids)
Biological process (GO): nucleic acid metabolic process
Molecular function (GO): RNA endonuclease activity
Source: RefSeq, a predicted model, not a curated record
ACCGACAUUCGCCGAAUAAAGCCGAGCGGUGAGAUCAGCUGACCGAGCGGCUUCGUUCUUCGAUGGGUCCUCUUUCAGUUUAGAGUAUAAUAAUAGUAAUAAUAAUAAUAAUAAUAAUCUUUUGAUCGAUCAAAGGGACGCGGACAUGCCGUCGCUGCUGUUCUGCGGGCCGAAGAUGGCCGCGUGCGGGAUCGUGAUCAGCAUCUGGGGCGUCAUCAUGCUGGCGAUGUUGGGAAUCUUCUUCAGCGCCAAGUCAGCCGUGCUGAUCGAAGACGUCCCGUUCACCGAGGAUGACAUCCAUAACGAUAAAAGUCCCCCUCAGAACAUCUACAGUCUCUACAACCAGGUCGGCAUCAACUGCUUCAUCGCCGCUGCCGUCUACGUGGUGGUGGGCGCCAUCUCGCUCUGCCAGGUCCGACUCAACAAGCGGCAGGAGUACAUGGUGACAUAAAGACCUGCGGCGAUGGCCUGACCUUUGACCUCGAGCACCUGGUUCCUGUCCAUAAAGUUUAUUUAUGUCUCAACUCUGGAAAAUCUGAUUGGCUAAGAUUAAAAAGGGGGCGGGGUCAGGUAUCACCUGGAUUAUUUAUUUUGUAUUUAUGUGUUUGUUGUUGUUGUUGUUGUUGGGUGAAUUGUUGUUUCAUCCCUUUUCGUUGGACAUGAAAGUGACCAAAAGUGUGAAACACUCACGUCUGCUCGCCACAUUAAUCACAUUAACAAGGAAACUGGGGGGGCGGAGCCCCGAGGAUGCCUUCACCAUCAGCUGAGGCGGUUUUAUCGUGUCACAGGAACAAAGAUGAAGGCGUCGCUCGGGCGUCCUUCUCUGCUCGAACAGAUCGGAGGACAUGAGGCGGUGCUGUGUCUCUGAUGUGGGUCUGUGUUUGCUGGAACAUCGUUUGCAAUAAAGUGUGUGAGUGGAAAACUA